AUGGCCACCUCCAACGACGACUACAGCACCUUUGACCUAGGCGACUUUCGCCUCUCCUCCGGCGCCGUACUCCCCUCCGCAUUUAUCGCCUACAAGACCUUUGGCGCGCGGUCCAAUCCCGCCAUCAUCUACCCGAGCUGGUUCUCCGGAUCCAUUUCCGACAACGAGUGGCUCGUCGGCCCGGGCAAGGCCCUCGACCCGGCCCGGUACUUCAUCAUCAUCCCGGCUCUCAUCGGCAAUGGGCAGUCCGUCAGCCCCUCCAACACGCGCGAACGCCGCGCUGGCGCCAAGUUCCCCGACGUCACCGUCAAGGACAACGUCACCGCGCAGCACCGUCUCGUGACCGAGGGCCUCGGCGUCACGCACGCCCGCGCCGUGCUGGGCUGGAGCAUGGGCGCGGGGCAGACGUACCAGUGGCUGACGCAGUAUCCGGAUUUCAUGGAUCUCGGUGUGCCGUUUUGCGGCAGCGCCCGCACUUCGAUUCAUAACCAGGUGUUCCUAGAGGGCGUCAAGAGCGCGCUGUUGGCAGCCAAGAGGGCUGCGAGCGCGGGGAGCGCGCGCGGCGAGGUGGGAAGUUAUACGCUGUGGACUGACGAGGAGCGCGUGGCAGGGCUCAAGGCCUUUGGGAGGGUGUAUGCGGGCUGGGGCUUCAGCCAGCAGUUUUACCGGGAGCAGCUGUACGAGACGAAGCUGGGGUUCAAGGACCUGGAGGACUUUAUGAUGAAUUUCUGGGAGGCCUGGGCGCUCUCCAAAGACCCGGAGAAUAUGCUGCACAUGCUGCAUACCUGGCAGGCGGCCGACUGCUCCGACCAGCCGCCGUAUGACAAGGACUUGGAAAAGGCCAUGGCCGGCAUCAAGGCCAAGACGCUGGUCCUCCCCGGCAAGACGGACCUGUACUUUCCGCCUGAAGACUCCGAGGACGAGGUCAAGUGCAUGAGCGAGGGUCGGGGAAAGUGUAUCCCGUUUCCCUCCAUCUGGGGACACUGGGCCGGCGGUCCAGGCUCAAACCCCGAGGAUGUCAAGUGGCUCGACGACAAGCUUAAAGAUUUCUUGGAGAAUGAGACUUGA
Beauveria bassiana ARSEF 2860 is the source of this 1068-nucleotide messenger RNA. RefSeq names its product homoserine acetyltransferase family protein. Bases 1 to 1068 code for a protein of 355 amino acids. Gene Ontology annotation, biological process: biosynthetic process. NCBI's taxonomy places the organism in Eukaryota, Fungi, Ascomycota, Sordariomycetes, Hypocreales, Cordycipitaceae. Gene Ontology annotation, molecular function: acyltransferase activity, transferring groups other than amino-acyl groups. The record is from RefSeq and is a predicted model, not a curated record. The transcript has 3 exons.